ACGCCACCUCACUACGUCGUAGUCGUGUGAGUGUGAUCGAACGAAUUGAACGCAUCGAACCCAUGGUGGAAAGUAGAUAUACAACCACAAUUGUUUCUUUUUCUAUCCACUAUCUUCAUUUUGUGAUUGUCGAUGUAAACUUUUCCACGUUUUCUUCAUUUAAAAAAUCUCCGAUUCACUGGAAACAUAAAUUCGGUCAUAAAUAUAAAUAGUUAAUGGAACUAUAAAUUCAAUUGUAAAUGUAAAUGGUGACUAAAGUGUUAAUGAUCGAUCAACGAUCGAUCUAUCAGAUGAUUUUGACACAAUCUAUUCACAGUGAGCAACGAAGAACCGUGACAAGAUCAAUUAUUAUUUCUCUCUACCUUAUCGUCUCGACUUCGUGAGUCAUAAUUGUGGUAAUGACAUUUGUGUCACACGCGGCAUACACUCUACAUUACACCUGCUAAACGCUUUCUCAAGGUCCCUGUAUUUAUAUGUAUGCAUCUUGAGACAACUUCAUUUAAUGCGCCUACACAUUAUCGAUGGUUGUACAUUUCUUCAUUCAGUUCCUUAGAGAAUAUCUCGUUCACUAGAUUCAAUUCGAUCGCAUCACAGCUUUAUUUACACUGGACUGGACCAUUUUCAUUCGCUUUAUCCCUCUCCCAACGAUACACGAUGCUAUCGUCUCGUUAAUGAAAUAGAAGGAUUUAGAGCUGUGUUUAACAUUCAAGGUUAAUUAAGAUAUUGGACAAAAUCAGAAUAUUGUUAAAAUGAUGGACAUUGAUCCACCACAGUUUGUGUCUAAAGAUGAUGAAGUUCAAUAUUGGAUGGAACUUGCUCACCAGAUACAUAGAAGGAAAGAAGAUAUAGAAAGAGAGUUGGAGGAAUUUCAAGAAAAUUCACAGCUCUUGGAGAAAGAACUGGAAGCAUCCUUAGAACAAGCAGAAAAGAAUAACAGGGAAUUACGACAACGAAACACAAGACUAGCCACUGAAGUUGAACAAUUAAGAACAAGAUUAGAUCAACAAACAGCAGACUGUGCAAUGUUUCAAGGGAAAGCUCAGGACUUACAGACUCAACAUGACCAUUUAUUAAAGUACAUAAGGGAAUUAGAACAAAAAAAUGACGACUUGGAAAGAGCUCAUAGAAUAAAUAGGGUAACAGAGGAGGAGAUAGAAGCCAAACUUAAUUCUGCCAUUGAAAAGAAUGCUUUGUUAGAAUCAGAACUUGACGAAAAGGAAGCUCUAAAAGUUAUAGUACAGAGAUUAAUGGAUGAAAUUAGAGAUUUAAAACAGGAAAUCCAAGUUCAAGAAAGGCAUCAACCAGACAAUGAUAAGUCAGCUGAUAGAGUUCGUAAUCAUGUUGAUAGUAAUAAACUUCAAGUCGAAUUGGAAACACAUAUGUCGCCUAGUAGCCCAAUAGUACCACAAUCUAUACCUUCAAAUAAUACAGCAACUUCGCCAUUAAAAAUUGGAAACAGAGUUGUAGGUGGUGUAACUGGAAACAACAAUAAUAAUAAUAAUAAUAAUAAUAAUAACGUGAAUUCGCCAUUGGCACCCUGCACAAGAAUAUUAGCAAUGAAUAUGAUUGGUGACCUUAUGAGAAAAGUUGGUGCGUUGGAGAAUAAGUUAAAUACAUGUCAAAAUCCAUCUCGAGAGGAUCAAGCCGUUCGUGAUCUUUACAGGACUAGACGGCAAGUUCGAGGUUUUGCCUCUGGCAACAGCAACCACAUUCGAUUAUAAACAACGGAUAAUAUUCCAAUAAUAAAUUUAUGCAUUAUAUUCGUAUGACUACUAAUUCGUGUUAUUUUAAUUUUAAAAAAUCUCACUCGUUAAUUUAUUACAAAUUUCUAUAAGAUACAAGGAAAACUAUUUAAUUUAAUUAUUUAAUUGCCUUUUACAUGAAGUUUGCAAUUUUUGAGGAUUACUUGUCUCUUUUUCAUCACGGUUCAGAAGUAUACUUGGUAAUAUUUUAUAGAGGAAAUUCGUAAAUAAACAUUCGAGAUUGUAAGUAUUAAUAUCAUAAUUUAAUAAAAUUCAUCAUUGUGAUAAGUGAUAAUUCUAGAUAAUUAUUACCAUUACGUUGUGUAGAUAUUCACAAAUAAUAUUAAGGGAGAACACCAGUUAUCUUUCAGAUAAAAUUUUGCAAUUUGGAAAAGAUUUUUAUCAAAAGAUUAUCAUAUCGUAAAAUUUAUAUUUGUUUUUUUAUUACUUCACAAACAGACUAUAAGAAAUUUUAGUUUGAAAAAUUCUUUUUGUCAGAAUUACUAACAUUUCAUCAUAACAGUAACCAGAAGAAACUACCUGCUCUGUAUAUUGUGUAUUUUUAGAAGAUCCAUUAUUUUUGUUAUUAUGUAUUUUGUAUUAUUAUGUUUACAUAUUUGUAUUCUGCCAAUGCCUUCAACUUAUGUCUGAAUAUGUGUUUUUUAUGAAAAUAUUUAAAUUUUCCAAUUAUGCAACUUUCUUAAAUGUAAUUUGUUCCUUUUAUCAUAAAAAUAAUGUUCUAGUUAUUGAAAAAAGAUUAUAUUUAUAAAAUUUUAUCUGAAAAAUAACUGGCAAUCAAAUUUUGCCUAAGUAUUUUCCUUUAAAUAAACAAUUUGUGAGCUCUAGUUUUGAAUGUAUAGUUUCUAGCACAAUUAAAACUUCAGCUAUGUUAGAAAUGAUAUUAUAACACUAGUGCAAAAUUUAGCUUUUAUAGGAAGUUAGAUAUUUAUAUAUAUAUAUAUAUUUAGGUACUUAUAUACAUAUGUCUAUUUUUUAAUAACAAAAAGAUAUCCUCUUAUGUCGUAAAAUAAUUCAAUUUUAUACUUUAAAAUGUGUAAAAGCUAUUUAAUUAUUUAUUUCUGUAUAAUUGUGUGCUUUAAGCCACUGUAUAAUUAUAAAUAGCUUCAAGUUCUAAGAUAUUUGUAUGAAGUAGAAUCAUACUAAUACAACUAAAAAUUUAACGCAUUCGAUUAUACUAUCGGGUGAAUCGAAAAUUAUUAAUUUGUAGGUUUCGCUUAAUAUAUAAAAUAAAAAUUGAAAAAUGGAAAAUUAUAUUGAAAUACAACAAAUAUUACCAAUUUGCGCUAAUUAACUGGGAAGUGAACUUUCGAAUGAGAAAUUGUAACAAAUUACGCAAUAUUUGUAACAUAAAUUUGUAAAAGUAUAAAAUGAAAUAUUUGUAAAAUAAAAAUAUUGUGAACUAUCUCUCAA
Bombus pascuorum is the source of this 3173-nucleotide messenger RNA. It is a transcript of the gene nudE, whose product is annotated as nuclear distribution protein nudE-like 1. Gene Ontology annotation, molecular function: microtubule binding. Gene Ontology annotation, cellular component: kinetochore; centrosome; kinesin complex. Gene Ontology annotation, biological process: microtubule nucleation; vesicle transport along microtubule; mitotic centrosome separation. The transcript has 8 exons. Bases 750 to 1721 code for a protein of 323 amino acids. The record is from RefSeq and is a predicted model, not a curated record. Lineage: Eukaryota; Metazoa; Arthropoda; Insecta; Hymenoptera; Apidae.